AUGGUUCUUUCGUCGUUUGGAGCUCAUAGCAAGCUAUCGGAGAUGGCUUCAUGGCUUCAAAAAAUGAAGGAUUCUAACAUUUCCUUUUCAAUACGGACGUACAAUUCUUCAUGCCCAACAAUCACGUCCUUGCUCAAAGACCUGAAAUCUGUCCCCCUUUCAAUGGAGGAUCUGAAAGGAAGGCUACAGAAAGAUGAAACCUUGUCGGUUGAACAAGUAAUCGGAUAUUCUGUACUGGUGGAUGCCUUGAAAUGGUGCCCUUCGGAGGGGAAGUUGGAUUUACACGGAAUGCACUUGGCUACUGCUUAUUUGAUCAUGCUUAAGUGGGUACAAGUGCUAAGAUCAAGGUUUAGAGCGGGAAGUUGGGUAACUCCGACGAAGUUUAGGGUGAUAUGUGGAUCGGAAAAGCAUAGCAGUGUGAAAGGGGAAUCGCCAGGGAAAGCCCUGGUUAAACAGAUGAUGGUUCAGAUGAGAAGUCCGAUGAAAAUUGAUCCAACCAAUGUGGGAUGCUUUGUUGGCAAAGGAAAGGCCGUGAGGGACUGGCUAAGAUCGGGGGGGUGGGAGAGAGAGAGAGAGAGAGAAAUGUGA
Messenger RNA from Nelumbo nucifera (sacred lotus), 588 nucleotides. NCBI's taxonomy places the organism in Eukaryota, Viridiplantae, Streptophyta, Magnoliopsida, Proteales, Nelumbonaceae. The record is from RefSeq and is a predicted model, not a curated record.